This is a messenger RNA of Microbotryum saponariae, 2644 nucleotides long. The record is from the annotation of a GenBank genome assembly. Lineage: Eukaryota; Fungi; Basidiomycota; Microbotryomycetes; Microbotryales; Microbotryaceae.
AUGCGCUCACUGAAGUAGAGGUGCCUCGCCUUUUGGUGCAGUGGUAUAUUGUUCCUUCAUAAAGCGGCGGGGCUGGUAGCUCGUGGGCUUAUAACCUAUUCGAUCAACUCUACUACGUCAGCGAUGUAGUUAUAGCCAAGAGUGAUGAAUGCAUUUCAACAUACCUAUUCGAUCAACUCUACUACGUCAGCGAUGUAGUUAUAGCCAAGAGUGAUGAAUAGGAAGCUAACAAUAAGAGACCCGCGCGCCCCAAGUCCACAGCCAGCGAGCCUGGGGCUGAGCCAAUGGCCCAGGCUCGCUCCGCGCGCCUAAGUCCCAGGCUCGCUUCGCGCGCCUAAGUCCUGGGCCGGGGCGCCCGGCUCACUCCGCGCGCCUAAGUCCGCGCCCGGUUCGCUCCGCGCGCCUAAGUCCUGAGCCGAGCGGAGAGUGGAUUCCUCACAGCAUCGACAUCGCCAAGGACGGCCGGGCCAUUGCUCACGGUACCAGGGUCAACGACGGUCUUUACCUUUUGGACGCGGAUCACACCAAGUGUCAGCAUCUUGCCUUCCUCUCACGCUCUGAGUCUCCCGUGCCCCUGCUUACCCUACACCGCUGCCUCGGCCAUCUUGCCCCAUCCUCUAUACAGAAGAUGAUUGCUGCAGGUUUGCUGGACGGGUUUGGGGCCGGGUACAGUGACAAAGACGUAGAGGAGUUUGUUUGCAAUGCUUGCCUUGGUUCCAAAGGUCACCGCCUUCCCUUUCCCGACUCUGAGUCGCAUUCCGCCGAGAGACUUGGCCUCGUGCACAGCGACGUCCUGUCGUUCCCCACUCCGUCCUUGACCGGGAAGCGCUACCUUGUCACGUUUCUAGACGACCACUCUCGCAAACUCUGGGCAUAUGCGAUCGAUCACAAAAGCGAUGUUUUCCCGACCUUCCAGACUUGGCUCGCCGAAGUGGAGUUAGAGACGAACGCGCGGUUGAGGAUCCUUCGAACCGACAAUGGCGGGGAGUACCGAUCAAACGCAUUCACGGAGUUCUGCAAAUCCAAGGGCAUUCGUCGUCAAUACUCUAUCCCUUACACGCCUCAACAAAACGGUCGCGCCGAACGUGUCAACCUCUCCAUCGUCGAGGGCGUCCUCGCUCUCCUUGCGGACGCCCGUCUGCCGGCCACCUUUUGGGAUGAAGCGGCUGCGUAUUUCGUUUAUUGCAAAAACAGGUGCUCACACUCAGCUUUGGCCAAACAGACUCCAGAAUCCGUUUGGAACGGCCAACGCACCACCGCCACCGCCCUCCACCCGUUCGGCUGCACAGCCUGGCUCACGGUCGCCCCGGACCUUCGCAGCAAGCUCGACCCCAAGGCCGCGCGCGUGAUCUUCACAGGUUACGACCUCGCCUCCAAAGCUUUCCGUUUCUUUGACCAUUCCAUCAACAAGAUUGUACUUGGUCGCAAUGCCACCUUCCUCGACGACGACUUCCCCGGCCUGCCAGUCACCACGCCCGUCGAUGCAGACGACACCGACCGUCAGUUCGUCGUUCCCGCCGACACGCCCGCCCCUGCCGUCAAGACGAGGACCCCACUAGUAAGGUCGGCGCACAUGGACGUCUCAUCCUCCCUUGAUGAUUCUGCCAUGAGCGCCGUUGACGUGGCCCCAGGGUACACUGGCGGAACCUUACUUAAUUCCACAGAUACCGAAUCGUCCUCGUCACCGUCUCCUGAGCCGUCCUCGUCACCGUCGCCCACAAACCCUUUGUCACCGUCGCCUGCGCUGUCACCGUCGUUGGCAGCGUCAUCGUCACCCUCGGUCUCACCGACCGACUCUGACUACUCCGCCGACCCUCUGGACCUCAUCGGCUCACAGACCCCGACUCGCCUUGGCCCACCGGACGUGCACCGCCCAGACUUCAGCACGUACCGUGAGCCCGCAUCGGCUGAGGAGUCGCCCGACGAACUCGACAUCAUUGGGCGUCACUCGCGCGAUGAAUCGCCGGAUGAAAUCGAUUUCCUCACCCAACACCACCGCGCCUUCAUCGCCACAGACGACGACGACCCCACCCUCGACGCCAUCGAGCCCGUCAAAUCGAUCACUAGCGACCCCCAGACCUGGCGCGAAGCAAUGUCCAGCGACGAGCACAACAUCUGGGCUGAGGCCGCCGCCGCCGAGUUCACCGCCAUGCGCGACGACUUCAAGGUGUUCACCAUCGAGCCUCGCUCAUCUGUACCGCCGGGCGCCACCAUCGUCACCUCCAAAUUCGUCUGGAAGACCAAGCGCAACGCAAGCGGUGAAGUCACGGGGCGGAAGGCACGUCUUGUAGCGCAGGGUAACCGACAGCGCGACGGCAUCGACUUCUCAGAAACCUUCGCACCCGUCGCCCGUUUCUCCUCCAUUCGCUGCCUCCUGGCUCUUGCCGCUGCCAAUGGCUACCACGUUCAUCAGGCCGACAUCGACAAGGCUUACCUCCACGGCGAGCUCGAUCAUGAUAUCUGGAUGACGACACCACGCGGUUUCGACUUCCCGAGCGAUAAGGUUCUCCGGCUGCGACGCUCAAUCUACGGUCUCAAGCAGGCCGGUCGCAUCUGGAAUCGUCACAUUGACACAUCACUCAGGAAUCUGGGGUACAAGGCAACAGGCACUGAUCACUGCAUUUACUCUCGCAUUGACGUAUGA